AUGCUGCAAAUUUUCUCUAGUUACAUCGGAAAACUGAGAGCGUGCCACCGUGGCACCGGUUGUAAAGAUGCUGUUUCUCAGUCCCUCUGGCCGCCUCGGUCCACUCAGUCCCUCCGGCCGGCUCGGUCCACUCAGUCCCACCAGCUGCCUCAGUCCCUCCGGCCCAGCUCAGUCCACUCAGUCCCUCUGGCCGCCUCGGUCCACUCAGUCCCUCUGGCCGCCUCGGUCCACUCAGUCCCUCCGGCAGCCUCGGUCUACUCAGUACCUCUGGCCGCCUCGGUCUACUCAGUCCCUCUGGCCGCCUCGAUCCACUCAGUCCCUCUGGCCGCCUCGGUCUACUCAGUCCCUCUGGCCGCCUCGGUCCACUCAGCCCCUCCGGCAGCCUCGGUCUACUCAGUACCUCUGGCUGCCUUGGUCCACUCAGUCCCUCCGGCUGCCUCGGUCCACAGUCCCUCCGGCCCAGCUCAGUCCACUCAGUCCCUCCGCCCGCCUCGGUCCACUCAGUCCCUCCGGCUGCCUCGGUCCACAGUCCCUCCGGCCCAGCUCAGUCCACUCAGUCCCUCUGGCCGCCUCGGUCCACUCAGUCCCUCCGGCCGCCUCGGUCCACUCAGUCCCUCUGGCCACCUCGGUCCACUCAGUCCCACCGGCUGCCUCAGUCCACAGUCCCUCCGGCCCAGCUCAGUCCACUCAGUCCCUCCGGCCACCUCGGUCCACUCAGUCCCACCGGCUGCCUCAGUCCACAGUCCCUCCAGCCCAGCUCAGUCCACUCAGUCCCUCUGGCUGCCUCAGUCCACUCAGUCCCUCCGGCAGCCUCGGUCUACUCAGUACCUCCGCCCGCCUCGGUCCACUCAGUCCCACCGGCAGCCUCGGUCCACUCAGUCCCACUGGCCGCCUCAGUCCACUCAGUCCCUCCGGCCGCCUCGGUCCACUCAGUCCCUCCGGCCCAGCUCGGUCCACUCAGUCCCUCUGGCCGCCUCAGUCCACUCAGUCCCUCUGGCCGCCUCAGUCCAUUCAGUCCCUCUGGCUGCCUCGGUCCACUCAGUCCCACCGGCUGCCUCAGUCCACAGUCCCUCCGGCCCAGCUCAGUCCACUCAGUCCCUCCGGCCACCUCGGUCCACUCAGUCCCACCGGCUGCCUCAGUCCACAGUCCCUCCAGCCCAGCUCAGUCCACUCAGUCCCUCUGGCCGCCUCAGUCCACUCAGUCCCUCCGGCAGCCUCGGUCUACUCAGUACCUCCGCCCGCCUCGGUCCACUCAGUCCCACCGGGAGCCUCGGUCCACUCAGUCCCACUGGCCGCCUCAGUCCACUCAGUCCCUCCGGCCGCCUCGGUCCACUCAGUCCCUCCGGCCCAGCUCGGUCCACUCAGUCCCUCUGGCCGCCUCAGUCCACUCAGUCCCUCUGGCCGCCUCAGUCCAUUCAGUCCCUCUGGCCGCCUCAGUCCACUCAGUCCCUCCGGCCGCCUCAGUCCACUCAGUCCCUCCAGCCGCCUCGGUCCACUCAGUCCCUCUGGCUGCCUCGGUCCACUCAGCCCCUCCGGCCGCCUCAGUCCAGCUCAGUCCACUCAGUCCCUCCGGCCCAGCUCAGUCUACUCAGUCCCUCCGGCCACCUCGGUCCACUCAGUCCCUCCGGCCGCCUCGGUCCACUCAGCCCCUCCGGCCGCCUCGGUCCACUCAGCCCCUCCGGCCCAGCUCAGUCUACUCAAACCCUCCGGCCACCUCGGUCCACUCAGUCCCUCCGGCUGCCUUGGUCCACUCAGUCCCUCCGGCCGCCUCAGUCCACUCAGCCCCUCCGGCCACCUUGGUCCACUCAGUCCCUCCGGCCGCCUCGGUCUACUCAGUCCCUCCGGCCGCCUCAGUCCACUCAGUCCCUCCGGCCGCCUCGGUCUACUCAGUCCCUCCGGCCGCCUCAGUCCACUCAGUCCCUCCGGCCGCCUCGGUCCACUCAGUCACGCUGUAAUGAUCAAUAA
Messenger RNA from Hypanus sabinus (Atlantic stingray), 1965 nucleotides. RefSeq lists its product as uncharacterized. Lineage: Eukaryota; Metazoa; Chordata; Chondrichthyes; Myliobatiformes; Dasyatidae. The transcript has a single exon. The record is from RefSeq and is a predicted model, not a curated record. Bases 1 to 1965 code for a protein of 654 amino acids.